Molecule: messenger RNA, 3820 nt
Organism: Peromyscus maniculatus bairdii (prairie deer mouse)
Lineage: Eukaryota; Metazoa; Chordata; Mammalia; Rodentia; Cricetidae
Gene: Eri2
Product: ERI1 exoribonuclease family member 2
Molecular function (GO): 3'-5'-RNA exonuclease activity; nucleic acid binding; zinc ion binding
Source: RefSeq, a predicted model, not a curated record
GUUUAUAACUUUCUCCCUCGAAGCCGAUCAAACCGGUUUACCGCGCUUUGCCCUCGCAGACAUUUCCCUUAGCGAGGCCUCAGCGUCCACGGCACCCCAAACGAAGGCAUCGCGGACUUCGAAAUGCUACCUGAAGCACGUCGGGGGCGGAGCGAAGCUGCUCGCCCUCCUCCAGCCUCGGUCUACGCCCUGCCGGUCCGGAACCGCCCCAGGCGGGCCUCACAGAUCGCGGACGACCGCCGCUGCCGCUCUGAACGCUCCGGCCCGCUCAGCCGCGCCGGCUUUUAAACGGACCGGAAGUGAGGGCAGACGACUUCCGGCGGUUGGACUGAGAGGACGGAGUGUCGGGCAUGGCGACCAAGCGCCUGGCGCGGCGGCUUGGAUUAAUUAGGAGAAAGUCAGUUGCACCAGCAAGUGGGAAUCCAGGAAGAAGCAGAUUCAAACAGACGUAUGACUACUUAAUUGUCAUUGAUUUUGAGUCUACAUGCUGGAAAGAUGGGAAACACCACAAUAGCCCUGAAAUAAUUGAAUUUCCAGCAGUUUUGUUGAGUACAGCAACUGGAGAGAUUGAAUCUGAGUUUCAUGCUUAUGUCCAGCCUCAAGAACAUCCAAUCCUUUCUGAAUUUUGCACAGAACUUACAGGGAUAAAGCAGGUUCAAGUUGAUGAAGGAGUCCCUCUGAAGAUUUGCUUAUCUCAGUUCUGUAAAUGGAUUCAUAAGAUUCAGCAGCAGAAGAAAAUUGUCUUUACUACUGGGGAUUCAGAGCCUUCUUCUGAAGUAAAAUUGUGUGCUUUUGUUACUUGGUCAGACUGGGACUUGGGGGUUUGCCUAGAGUAUGAGUGUAGAAGAAAGCAGCUCUUAAAACCCGUGUUCCUAAACUCCUGGAUUGAUCUUAGAGCAACUUACAAGCUUUUUUAUAAGAGAAAACCCAAAGGACUAAAUGGCGCCUUGCAGGAAGUGGGAAUAGAAUUUUCAGGACGGGAACAUUCUGGCUUAGAUGAUUCUCGGAACACUGCUCUUCUUGCUUGGAAAAUGAUCAGGGACGGUUGCCUAAUGAAAAUUACCAGGUCCUUGAACAAGGUUCUCACUAAGAAGAAUCCCAAGAUUUUGGUGCGAAAUUUGGGUACAGAUCAAGUUGAAGAAACAUCUGCCUGCAACGUUAGCAUCCAGGGUCCCAGCAUAUAUCAGAAGGAGCCCAAAAGUAUAGUAAAUACCCAGGAAGAUGCUCAAAUGAAUUUAGUUUGUAUGAAUUCGUCUAUAAAGGAACAAUUACAACUAAAGAGUAAUACUAAAGUGGAUCUUCACAAUAACAAACAUUGCAUUCCUCUUUGUACUACUAAGCCCUCAACUUUUGGGGAACAACUGGGUUCCCCCACUUUGAUGCAGAAGCAAAGAAAAAGUGAACAGCUUGCAUUGAAUGACAAAUCAAAGUCCUCAGCACUUAACUCCAACUUGGUACUUGUAUCUACGACCAUUCCAUCUGUUAAUGUUGUUUCUAAUGGAGAAGUGGGCUAUACUUUUGACUGUUUACCUAUGUUGGCUGAGUGGGAAGAUGUAGUUUUACUUCCAUCAUCUCAGGCUGAACAAGAUAAAGAUUGUGUGCCUCCGAUUAGUGACACAAAUGUAGAUACUUCUCUUAAUUCUGGAGAGAGAUCGAUGGUUUUAAAAGAACCAGAAAUUCUUAGUUAUGAAAACUUUGAAGACCUCAAGGAAACUCCUCAAAACUUUGAAAUAUCUAAGUCUAUUGUGUAUAAGAGUCCCCACAGUACCGUCUAUAAUGUAAAGGGAGCUAAACAUUCAGGUUCAGAUGCUUCUGCUUUUAAAUUACCUGGAUGCAAACCAUUUACCUUCAACAGUCUUAAUGCCAAUGCAUCGCAUCCUUCAGCUUUGAGGAAACAACCUCUUCCCUUAGGUGGUACUAAAAGGAAUUCACCUAGUCCCCUACCUUUCCCACGAGCGAAAAAGCAGACCUUCAGUAUUCAUGAAGAAAAGCCUGCAUCAUCUACUUGCUCCCCAGGAGCCUCUUCCCGAAAAGUUCUUUCCUCCAUAUCAACAUCCACAGUUAAUCUACAAGAGCCUUGGGAGAGUGGGAAGAUGACACCUCCCUUAUGCAAGUGUGGCAGAAGAUCUAAGCGGCUUAUUGUUUCUAAUAACGGGCCAAACCAUGGGAAAGCCUUCUACUGUUGCCCUGUUGGGAAAUACCAAGAAGACAGAAAAUGCUGCGGUUAUUUUAAAUGGGAACAAACACUUCAAAAGGAAAGAGGCAAUAGCAAAGCUCUAUCUCGUUCCUCAGAAGGACUCGCUUUCAGCUCUCCAGAAACAAGCCAUAUUCGUGACAGAAAUUUAAGUUUUCCUGUUAAAAAUCCUUUACGACUCAGACCGUCAAUGAGAAAUUGAUAAACUCUCUCCUAAAUUGUCUUUUACUUCAGUAUAAGCUUUAUGUGACUUUUACACAGGAAAGAUCAAAGUGUCAGGUUUGAGUUCCGAGGUCUCAGCAUACCUGGAGCUAUAGCCACACUGAGGCAGUUCACACUGACGGAAGGAAGCAGAUUGCAUGACUUCCACUCUUGCCCAGAAGUUGUCUAUCAACUGUCUGUUGUCUGUUCCUGUCGGAAUCCUUGUACCUUAAAUUCCCUAGCAUGUGUAUUUGGAUUAUGUCACAUAACUAUAUUUCAUAUAUUAACAUUUGCUGAAUUUAUCAAACUAUCAUGAACCACAAGGAAAAAAUACUUUUUUUAUAAACCAUUUAUUAGGUUAAAUUUACUAAGUAGCCAUAGUGCGUGACAGCUGUCUCUUAUAGAUAGAACUUGAAGCAAAUUUCAAACUACUUUCAAAUUACUUGAAUAAAAAUAGGACUAAUAAAACCCUUAUUCAAAUUUCAGGUAAAUAUUCUAAGAAUUAUGACAAUUUUCUAAAAACAAGUCACUUAGUUUUUUCAAAGCUUGAAGAUUUGUUCUGAUUUGUAUAUUAACAUAUUAGAAUUAUUCAGUUAAGUUUUGAAAACCAGUGAGGCAGAGAUUUGCUUUAGAAACUGCUCCUAAAAUAAAUUUUAAAACAUCUCAGCAACUGAUGACAUUCAUUUUGCCAAAUUACAGGAACAUUUACAUGAAAGCAUAAGGAUUGAAUGUUUAAUUUCAGAAUUCAGUCUCUGGUGUCAUUACUUCAAAAUACUUUAAAUUCAAUUUAGAAGCAAUCUACCCAUAUAACCGGUGGUUCCUGUAGACUUGUAGACACUUCGUUUGUUUAUAGAUAUGCGGAUGAUUAGUGGAUAGGUUUAAAUGGUUUUCCAUUCUUUUUUCCUCAGUUCAUUUCUUUUGACCUUCCCACUGACAGUCUUUGGCAGCUCUUCAAUAAAUUCUACCUGUUAGCAUUAAGGGGAGGGAGGAAGUUAGUCCAGCGCUUGGACGCUUUAGUUGAUGCCAAUUAUUUAAUAGCUCUUUUGGCUUCUAGGUGAAAGGAUGGUUGAAGAUUUUCUUUACAUAUAUAUACACAGUAUUAUGAGCUAAUUGAAUUAUAUUAGGGGCUUCAGUUUAACCUCAAAAAUUUUGAUUCUCUAUUAUCAUUAGUUCUAUUUGGAACCUCUUGUGAAGCAUAUUUAAGGGUCAUUUAAAAGGGAAAAAACAAACAGUUGAAAAAUUUCUAAAGCACUGACCAGAUACAGUUGUGCCAGAGAUGCCUACCUUUCUGGGGUAUUUGUAUGGCGCUGUAGUCUUUUUCACAUGCUCCUGAAUCUCCUUUUUCAGUUGUUCUUGAUCAUGUAACUUGUAAUCAGGCCUCAGAACAAUAAAAGCCUUUACUACCUAAAGUAAAUACGUAAAACA